Protopterus annectens (West African lungfish) is the source of this 2429-nucleotide messenger RNA. It is a transcript of the gene MPHOSPH10, whose product is annotated as M-phase phosphoprotein 10. Gene Ontology annotation, cellular component: sno(s)RNA-containing ribonucleoprotein complex; small-subunit processome; nucleus. The record is from RefSeq and is a predicted model, not a curated record. Gene Ontology annotation, biological process: rRNA processing. The transcript has 11 exons. Lineage: Eukaryota; Metazoa; Chordata; Ceratodontiformes; Protopteridae. Bases 60 to 2102 code for a protein of 680 amino acids.
GGGAAUUAUUUUGUAGUGGAAACGGGUAGUAGUUCUGGUUUCCACAUGUGAGCACAGAUAUGGCAGAAGGUGGGACGUGUAAAGUGUUUGAAAACUGUCUUGAAGUGUUUAGUACAACUACUGCGCAACCUGAACUAUUUCUCAGUGUACAGAAUGGAUUGGCUACAAGCUUGACUUCCCUUACAAAGACUCUGUAUGACCUACACAAAGAGCAACACCCUUCUGACAUUGUAGGGAGCCCCUUAAAAGAACUGGUAAUAGAAAACUUUGAUGAAGAACAAAUUUGGCAAGAACUUGAGUUACAGAAUGAUUCAGUUUUGAGAUAUUUUAGGAAAGCUGUAGCCAAAACAGUUAGAGAUGAUGACCUCCAACUUCUUUCUGCUGACAGUGAUGAUGGAGACAAGGACAAAGAGGAGGAGGAUGCCAGUGCGGAUCACAUGGAGGAAAACUUGCUCUCAGAAGAUGCUUCUGAUGCAGUCAGUGAGGACUUUGACAGUAAAAAGAAAAACAAAAAGAAGGAAAGUAAACUAAAGCAUUCUGAGAAAUUGAGCGAUUAUGAUUCAGAUGUUGACUUUGACAUUGAUGAAUUGGAAGAGAGGACUAAAGCUAACAAAAAAAAGACAAAGCCAGGGAGUAAAUCCAUUGUGGAUGAUGCUUUUUUUAAGCUAGCUGAAAUGGAGGCAUUUUUGGAAGAUGUUGAACGAAAGGAAGAUAGGAAUGGCAAAGAUGAUGAUGAGGAGGAUGAAGAUACUAUAGAUUAUGGUGAAGAUAUACCAUCUGAUGAUGAUUCCGAAGAUGAAGAACAAACUGAAGUAACUAGGAGAAAAAAGUUGCGCAAACAUGCCAGAGAUCUGAAAUACAAGGACUUCUUUGAUCCUAUUGAAGAUGACGACGCUUGCAAUGCUGGAGAUGGUGCAGAUGCUGAUUCUGAACAAAUAGAAGAUGAUCAGGAAGAAAUGGAAGAUGAAGAUUCAGAUGAAGACUAUUAUGCCAUGGAGGAAACCAAAGAAGGAAGAAAAGAAAAGGAGGCAUUUAAAAGAGUUGCUUUUGAUUUGUCAGAUGACAGUGAAGGAGAAGAUGUUGAAGAAAUUCUUGGUGGGAAGAAAGCAACAGAAAGUGAAAAGAAAUCCUCUUUUGAAAAAAGACAAGAGAAGAUGAGUGAGAAAAUUAAGGAGCUUGAAAAAGAAUUGAUGGCUGAAAAACCAUGGCAGCUAAGUGGGGAAAUAACUGGAGAAAAACGACCUGAAAACAGUCUUUUAGAGGAAACUGUGGACUUUGAUCAUGCCAUCAGGAUGGCCCCUGUAAUCACAGAAGAAACCACUCUUCAGCUUGAGGACAUCAUCAAACAAAGGAUUAAAGAUCAGAUUUGGGAUGAUGUGGUACGCAAGGAGAAACCAAAGGAAGAUGUUUUUGAGUACAAGAAGCGUCUCACCUUGGAUCACGAGAAGAGUAAACUGAGUCUUGCUGAAGUUUAUGAGCAGGAGUAUUUGAAACAAACUAAGCAAAAGGUCGAUACUGAAGAAAACCCUCAACAUGUGGAAAUACAGAAGAUGAUGGAUUCGCUUUUCCUAAAACUGGAUGCAUUGUCCAACUUCCGCUUUAUACCAAAACCACCUGUUCCUGAGGUUAAGAUUGUAUCCAACUUGCCUGCCAUCAUGAUGGAAGAGGUAGCACCUGUCACUGUUAGUGAAGCAGCUUUACUUGCUCCAGAGGAAGUUAAGGCAAAGAAUAAGGCUGGAGACAUAAAAGGAGACAUCGAAAAGACUGCUACAGACAAAAAGCGAGAAAGAAGAAAGAUUAAGAAAGCAAAACACAUCAGACUAAUGCAGAAGGAAAGGAAGCGAAAACUCCUUGAAAAGAGUCUUGGAGAAAAAGGAAAAGAGCCCAGUAAAAAGGAAGCAGCAGAAAAACUGAAGAAGAUGACCAAAGAAGGCAAAGUUGCAUUACUCAAGGAUGACGGCAAAGACAAGUCACUAAAAUCUUCACAGGCAUUCUUUUCACAGUUGCAAGAUCAAGUAAAAAUGCAAAUCAAAAGUGCAAAAGAUAUAAAAAAGAAAGACAAGAAACGAACAGAGAUUGCUGCCCACAAAUUAAAACUGUGAAGACCUGGAUUUUGUAUAUGAAUGUGUAGAGCUUUAUAUAUUGUAUAAUAUGAAGCUGAACUGUACUGAGCUAGGGAAAACUGUCGGAUAUUAAAGUUUGCUAUCACUGUUGUAUCUGUACAGACAUCUUGGGUUAUCCUAGGUGGUAAAAAAAAAGUGAUGUAGAUUAUUUGCCAGUUAACUUUGUUCUGCAGAAUGUUCAGUGCAUUGUAACAACAGAAGAAACAAACUUGUAUGUUGUUAUUUUUUAAUUAGAAUAUGUAUGGUAUAGCCAGGAUUACUGGCAAAAUCUGAACUUUUAUUAAAAGAUUUUUACUGGAUGGGAAA